This is a messenger RNA of Wasmannia auropunctata (little fire ant), 728 nucleotides long. RefSeq names its product alpha-tocopherol transfer protein-like. Gene Ontology annotation, molecular function: phosphatidylinositol bisphosphate binding. The coding region runs from base 1 to 465 and encodes 154 amino acids. The transcript is spliced from 3 exons. Lineage: Eukaryota; Metazoa; Arthropoda; Insecta; Hymenoptera; Formicidae. Gene Ontology annotation, cellular component: membrane. The record is from RefSeq and is a predicted model, not a curated record.
AUGGUAGAGAGGAAUAAGAUAUUUCUUUAUGAUUUUAUGCUCAUUGUCAGUAGAACAUCUGUAUAUGGUUUCGUUGCGUUCUUUGACUUGAUUAAUGUAACAUUGCGACACAUAGCUCAAUGUCCACCCCAUGUGUUAAUAAAUAUAGUACACGCGUGGCAGAGCUGCUAUCCUGUGAGGAUGCAAUCGAUAAACUUUAUCAACGCACCGACAAUUGUCGAUGGUAUUGUCAGGAUUAUGAAAUCUUUCAUGACAGAGAAGAUAAAGAACAGAUUUCACGUUUACUCACACAUGUCGCUCAGCUGUUUUAAGGAUGUUCCAGCAGAUAUCUUGCCAAUUGAGUAUGGCGGCACUGAUGACACAAUUCAGGAAUUAACUGAUUAUUGGAUGAAAUUGGUCGAAAAGAAUCGCGACUGGAUUAUGAGUAAUGAGAAUAACGAGAUCGAAUACACUACAUACCUAUAAUGUUUUGGAGCAAUGGAUUAAAAAUCGGUAACAAAUAUUUGCUUUUAAGACAUUGUUAAAUGUAUUUAUUAUAAUAUUACCGUAAUAUAAGUCGAAUUUUGUUUGUUUUAUGAGUUUUGGAGGGAAAUAAUCAGGGAAUGGAAAGUUACUUUCUAAAUGUAGUUACUUUCUAAAAGUAACUAAUUAUCAUUAAUUGUUACUCAAUACGAAAAAAUCUUUCCCACACGAAAAGAUUGAUCCGUACUAUCCUAGUUAUGUGCUUA